Messenger RNA from Penicillium canescens, 561 nucleotides. RefSeq lists its product as uncharacterized. NCBI's taxonomy places the organism in Eukaryota, Fungi, Ascomycota, Eurotiomycetes, Eurotiales, Aspergillaceae. Bases 1 to 561 code for a protein of 186 amino acids. The record is from RefSeq and is a predicted model, not a curated record. The transcript has a single exon.
AUGGCUACUUCUCACUGCCCAGGGCCGAUUUCGAAAGAAGACUACAAGGAGUUACUUUGCAGAUUUCUAUCUAAAAAUGCCUUCAAAACAGCCAAGAAUGAUCCUGAUAUAGAGAAUACUAUUUUGAAUCGCUUUCUAAAGUACGACCAAAUUAGUGAAGCAAAAGCCAAAUACCUUGCUCUCCAUGGGGCUUCCUCGGCGGAACAUUUUUAUCCCCUCCACCAGAAGGAAAUUCGCCAGGCGGUAGCCUUCUACACUGCCUACUUGGGAGCCAUCGACGAUCUUGGACCUGACUUUUUGGCUGAUCUUCGACUAUUUCGUCAUGAUGUAUUUCAUGAGGCGCCUCAAAUCCCUCUCCUUCGGGACUACAAAAAGCUCUGCGAAGAAUUCGGAGAAUAUUAUACAGCUUUCUCCACGGACAAGAUCACUGUUGGAACGAUCAACUUCACGAGCUCUACCGUUUUAGAAGCCGAGACACAUGAUUUCAAGAAGCUCUCAACUGCGCCUAAUUUUCCGCACUACUUUCGAUUCAUGACUGGGCUCGUGGAGGCCUACGCUUAG